AUUCCCCUGAAUUUAAAAACAGUUACAUUUUGAGGUUAUCCAUCAUGUUUCCAGAAGAGACUGUAGAAACGAACGAAAUAUCCACGGAAAACACUGAAUCCAACGAAGAUUUCUACAAAAAUGCCAAAGAUUACUGGUCGCACCUGCCUCCAACUGAGAACACCGUCCUCGGCGGUUACGGCCACAUUUCCCAGAUCGACAUCCAAGGUUCUAGAAAUUUUCUACACCAAAUAUACACAACAGACAAGCAGUUGACCAAGGAUCGCGCCCUUGAUUGCGGUGCAGGUAUAGGUCGCAUCACCAGAUGCCUCCUUACAUCUUUCUUUCAAAAGGUGGAUUUGGUGGAGCAGAAUGCAGAGUUUUUAAAGGAAGCUAAAGUUGAAUUGGUGAAUCAUACAGAGCGAAUAGGUGAAUAUUAUGCUGUAGGCCUACAGGAUUUUCAACCAGAGCAUAAAUAUGAUGUUAUUUGGUGUCAGUGGGUGCUAGGACACUUGAUCGAUGAAGAUUUGGUUAAAUUUUUCAACAGAUGCAAAGCUUCACUAACAGAAAAAGGCUUCUUAGUAGUGAAAGAAAACAUGUCAUCUUCUGCAAAUAUAGAAAUGGACUCCACAGAUUCAUCAAUUACAAGAUCCUAUUCACAUUUUAUGGAUAUUUUCAAGCAGGCUGGCCUGAAAUGCUUCAAGAAACAGAAGCAGAUGCAUUUUCCCAAAGAUCUGUACACUGUGUAUAUGUUUGCACUUAGACCUGAGGUUUGAUAUAAACAAAUCACGAUUUAUGUAUAA
This is a messenger RNA of Dalotia coriaria, 782 nucleotides long. RefSeq names its product N-terminal methyltransferase (gene Ntmt). The transcript is spliced from 2 exons. Bases 45 to 755 code for a protein of 236 amino acids. Gene Ontology annotation, cellular component: cytoplasm. Gene Ontology annotation, molecular function: N-terminal protein N-methyltransferase activity. NCBI's taxonomy places the organism in Eukaryota, Metazoa, Arthropoda, Insecta, Coleoptera, Staphylinidae. The record is from RefSeq and is a predicted model, not a curated record. Gene Ontology annotation, biological process: N-terminal protein amino acid methylation.